Molecule: messenger RNA, 997 nt
Organism: Nelumbo nucifera (sacred lotus)
Lineage: Eukaryota; Viridiplantae; Streptophyta; Magnoliopsida; Proteales; Nelumbonaceae
Source: RefSeq, a predicted model, not a curated record
CUCAAGUUUACUGUCUAAGCUUGAAGUAGUUUACCGAGUGAUCCCAAUUCCCUUCUUAGAUACAAAGAUGGCUAGGUCCAAGGCGGUUGCUGUUGCUUUCUUGGUUCUACUCAGUCUUGGGCUCUCCUCUGCUGCUAGGUCUAUAUCCUAUGGUAGUGGAGGGGGAGGAGGUGGAGGUAGUGGAGGUGGUGGAGGGGCCGGCUCGGGCAAUGGCUCUGGAUAUGGUUCCGGCUAUGGUUCAGGCAGCGGUUCUGGUUAUGGUGGGGCACAAGGGGGAGGGUACGGAAGUGGUGGGGGUGGGGGUAGUGGAGGUGGAGGUGGAGGUGGUUCCGGGUAUGGAUCAGGAUCUGGUAGUGGUUCUGGCUAUGGAUCCGGAAGUGGAAGUGGUUCCGGUUAUGGAUCUGGAGUAGUUGCAGGUGGUGGGUAUGGAAGUGGAGGUGGUGGCGGCGGAGGUGGAGGUUCUGGACGUGGAUCCGGAAAUGGUAGUGGGUAUGGUUCGGGGAGUGGAAGUGGAUACGGUGCCGGAGGAGCUGCCGGUGGAAGUGGUUAUGGAAGUGGUGGGGGAGGAGGUGGUGGAGGCGGCUAUGGUAGUGGGAAUGGGAGUGGGUCUGGCUAUGGUUCAGGAAGCGGUAGUGGAUCUGGCCAUGGUGUUGGUGGAGGUUAUGGCAGUGGUCAAGGUGGAGGAGGAGGAGGCGGUGAAGGUUCUGGAAAUGGUUCCGGUUAUGGCAGUGGCUCUGGAUAUGGUUCUGGCUAUGGCGGUGGACGUGGCCAAUACCCAUAAAGAACAUUAGAUGCCAUACUAAUUAAUCGUCUCUCUCUCUCUCUCCUUAAUUUUGACUUUACCUUCUAUUAUAUCUGUAAUAAAACAACCGUUGAUGUUCUUCCUUCGCUAUGAAGGGUAGAAGACAACGGUGGCUUGUGAUGUUCAUGUAUUCGUGUAUGUACUAGUCUUUUUUACGUGUUUAAGAAUAAAAACUAAGGUUUCUUUUGAUUCUCA